AUGGGUACUAUGCCCAAGAAGGACUUAGCAUACGGCCGUUUCAGCAUGUACGCUGAUCAUACUUUCGGGACAUCGGUGUACAGUCCGUCCAUCGCAAACAUCACGCAUCAUUUCCAGAUCUCGCGAACCGUCGCUAUUCUCGGCUUGACGCUCUACACACUGGGUCUUGACUUCGGUCCUAUCUUCACUGCGCCGCUAAGCGAAGGCCACGCGCGGAAAAUAGUUUAUCUAAUCUCAUCGCCAAUCUUCAUGCUCUUCACGCUUGGCGCUGGGUUCUCAAAAAGCUUUGCCAGCGUCUGCGUAUGCAGGUUCUUCGCGGGUUUCUUUGGCAGUCCGGCACUUGCAGUUGGUGCGGGGACAAAUGCGGAUCUCUUCCCGUCCUAUAGACGGGCCGUAACUACGAGCUUGUUCUUGAUGGCACCUUUUGUAGGUCCGGCUCUGGGACCAGUCGUUGGAGGCUUCGUCGCACAGUACAAUAAUUGGCAGUGGACGCAAUGGUGCAUGCUCUUCAUCACGAUCGUCGUAUACAUUGCCGCUCUCCCUAUGAAAGAGACCUAUAAGCCGAUCAUCUUGAAGAAACGAGCUAUCAAAGCCGGAAUUCUCAUCAAGGACGAAGACAAAGACAUCAAGCGAUUGUUUGUUUUGAAAUUUAUCGGUCUUACAUUCAUCUCCAUCGCCAUCGGCGUCUUUCUCGGUGGCAUGACGGCAAUCAUCAUAGACCGCACAAUCUACCAGAAGAAGCAUCGCAAGGCAACCACCUCCAACAAGUUUCAUGUCGAGCCGGAGCACCGCUUAUACAGCGCAAUGGCUGAUUGCUGGGGUAUAUUUGUUGGACUUUUCUGGUUUGGCUGGUGCGCUGAUAAUGGUGUUCACUGGGGGCCAACGCUAGUCGGCGCUGUGCCAUUUGCAUGGGGAAACAUAUGCGUGUUUACAUCAUCCGCGCUUUACUUGACAGAUGUGUAUGGUCCUAUGAACGGCGCUUCGGCAAUGGCAGCAAAUGGUAUUGCAAGAUACACGCUGAGUGCUGUCUUUCCUCUCUUCCAGACUUGCUAUCAGUCAGUCAGUCAGUUCUUGAGGCAGCUGGACGCGGACUUCCCCAACGACGGCGACGACGACGACGACGACGACAAUUACGACGGGCUUGAUUUUAAGCGUGUGCCGUAUCUUGAGCGGCGCCAGGUUGAGCGUAAUAGUCGCGGUGGGCCAAAAAGCUGGAUCUACCGCCACGGCUGGGCCGUCUGGCACCGCAAGUACAAGAAAAACUACUGGCUUUGCCGGUACUGCCAUCAACGACGGAAGCAGGAGGCUUGCUACGAGGCUGACAGCACUACAAACGCCGGCCGACACCUCUCAAGCAACAAGCCUGGACACUCACACGGACCUAACGGACCUGUACCAAUUGCUAGCCGGGAGGGCAAUAUUAUGGGCGCGCUCGCAAAGUCCCAAGUAUAUAUUAUGAGGUCUAAAGGGAUAGAAGUAUCGCAAGAGGUAGCAAACGAGAUAGCAGCAAGCUUUUCAACCUCUCGAUUUCAGGACGCGCUGAAGGACUGGGUAGUCGCGGACAACCAGAGCCUUCGCGUAAUAGAAACGCCGCAGUUUCGAGCCAUGAUUGCGGCCGUGAGCCCGCUAGCCGAAGCUCUCCUUUGGCGUAGCCACUAA
Pyrenophora tritici-repentis Pt-1C-BFP is the source of this 1659-nucleotide messenger RNA. Lineage: Eukaryota; Fungi; Ascomycota; Dothideomycetes; Pleosporales; Pleosporaceae. The record is from RefSeq and is a predicted model, not a curated record.